CAAAAACUUCCGAGUGUGGGAAAGUCCGAAACGCGCGAAGCGCUUCUGUCAUGGCUGCCAUGAAUGAAGAUGAGAAAUUACGCUCCCUCCUCGCCUCUCCACGCAGCUGGCUUCGCCAUCUCAAUAGCUCAACUCUCCAAUCUCUCUCUAAGAUUUUCUCUCUCUUCCCCAACUCUCCUCUCUCUACACCUCCCGCUAAGAAAACCUCCUCCCCUUCUGCGAACCCUAGUUCCUCUCAUCUUCUCAUUCCUGGAACUGAGAACCACGGUAAGGCUUCUGAUUCUCUCACCAUUAGUUCUGAUCAUUUGAAGAGUACUUCUUCGGAGCAAUUUCAUGAACCUGAAAAUUCUUUGAAUCUUGAGAGAGGAUUGGGAUCUACUGAUGAUCUCGAUGACACAGUUUUUGGAUCAAAUGGCGAUUUUUGUGCCAUUGAUUUGCUGGAAGGGGUGGGACAAUGCCCUAAUGGGAGUUCGAUUUUGCAGAAUAAUGUAGUUGGUUUGUCUGGAGGAGGCCUGGAGCAUUGCCCCAAUGGGAAUUUGAUUAGGCAGAGUGAUGAUGAACUGGUUCAAGAUACACAGCUUCUGAUUUCUUCUGGUUCUUGUGCGAGGCCUAUUAUUACAGAUUGUUCUAAAUUAGAAACUUUUGAGAAAAGAAAUGGGCCUGUUGCAUCAACUUUAGUUGAGGAGCUUGAAGAUGGAGAGGUUCCUGUUUCCCCUAUUGGUUCUCAUCCUGAGCAAAAUGGUCAUGUUACCCUGCAAUUAUAUGCAUCGGGUUCUAGGACUCUUUUAGAGAGAGAUGGACUUUCUAAACUUUUAGAUGAUCUCAAAGAUUUCCAUGAUCCAUCUCUCUCUAAAGAACUGAAGACUGACGCAGUUCAGGGACAUGAUCUCAUUUCUAAUGAAAGAAAUGAGAUAGUUGCAGUAGAUUCACCUUGCAAAGCUGAAUGCAAUAAUAGUUCAAAAACUUUGGAGGAUUGUGGAUCUUCCAAAUGCUUGGAGGUCAUUGAGGACAUGGAACUGGAAGAAGGACAGAUAUCUGGAGAAUGGAUGCUUAACAAUGCUUUAGACCUUGCUUGUAUUGAAUCCGAGCAGUUAAAGAAAGAUAAAGAAAUAGUGGUUUCCACUUCUAUGGGUUAUACGUAUGGGGUAUAUUUACUGCCAUCUUUUAGUGAUAACGAGAAUAUUAAUGGAGGAAAUUCAAGCAGCAAGGGAAAUUGUCAAAAAUCUAAGAAGAAGAGUUCUAAUAAAAAGGGUAGUGGUAAAGGAACUUUUGAUGAUAAAGUGAUGAAUCCAGGUUUGUUCAGCAAUGCAUCCAAGGAAAUUGUCACUCAAUAUGGGGCGGCAUCAAGAAGUAAGGAUGCUAAAGAAAGUAGAAAGAGGGGAAAGCAUGGCCCUUUAACCGAAGAAAGAAAAGCAAAGAAAAAGUUGGCAAAGAAACGGCAACGAGCGAAAAAGAACAAAGAGCUUGGGAUCAAAAGGCUGAAAUUGAUGCCAGUAACAAAAGCUAAACCAGUGGUUUUAUGCCAGUUCUAUAUGAAAGGACGGUGCAACCUGGGUCUGUCGUGCAAAUUUUCACAUGAUACUAUUCCGUUGACAAAAUCGAAGCCUUGCAAGUACUUGAUUAGCAAUUCGUGCUUAAAAGGGCAAGACUGCCCUUACGACCACGACCUUUCUAACUACCCUUGUCGAGUUUUUGUUGCAAAUGGUACCUGUCUCAAGGGCGAUAAAUGUCCCUUCUCACACAAGAUGCCUCCACCUGAACAACUGUCUCAGGUUUUGUCUUGUGUACAAGAGACUCAUACACCUGACAGUAAAACAAUACCAGAGGAAAAAUUGAAUACAAGUGGUUCCUUGAUCGGAACUGGCCACAAGGAGUGGGCAUGGGGUAAGCCAUUCACACCCCCUGCAGAAGUACCAGAAGGGAUAACGUUUUUCUCAUUUGGAAAUGCGCCAAAUAAUAACAUAAAGCAGCAAACAAGGCCAUCACCACCUCUUGAGGAUCAAGGUCACCUGGAUAAAUAUAUGCAGUGUGUCGGAAUUUUUGCAAAUGAACAUCUCAAGACUUUGAUGCCUGAAGGAAAUGAAUCCCAGAAUUCUCUAGCUAUUCAUAAAUCAGUUUCCAGAAAACUGGCUUCUAAAGAUAAAUAUGAGCCUGAGCGUAUGGUGGGUCAAUCAAAUCAGGGCUCAUCUUUUCAUACUGGGGUUAGUAACAUGAUCAAGUCCAGCAGUGAAAGUCUUUCAAGUACACCAAUAAAUGCAGGCAAAAACAGUAAUUUAUCUAAGAACGCUUCGCAAAUUUUGGAGGAGUUUUUGUUUAGUGGCACUCAGCUAUGAGAAACCAAGUCCCCUGGUUGAAACAAAUGCUAUGGGAUUCCUCUGUCUAGUUGUGGAUACUGAUCUAAAUUGCCUGGGGAUCGGUCUCUAUGAUGUUGAUUUAGAGUUUGUGAAACCCUAAAAGCAAUGAUUCUAUGAGGUAACAACAAAAAGGGUGACUCAUUGAAGUUUCCUUGAGGGGGUCCCCUAAUGUACAUGGUUUCAUUAAGCUGGAAAUAGAUAGCUUCAUCCACCAUUGAUAAGGUGACUUUUGGUGGGACAGUUUGGCAACUUCACUCUUGCUCGUGUAGGUUCUACUAAUAGCUCAAAACUUGUGUGGGUUAUACUAAUGGCUCAAGUAAAAGCAGAGACUGAGUUAAUAAUCCUCAAAGGAAUUCAGCUUGAUUAAGAGAAGAAUUUUGGAAGUUGUGGAUGUCUAUUGAUUUGUAAGUAGAGCACCCACCUGGGACGGAAUUUCAAAAAAGAAGAGUUAUGCAUGUUAAUUUAUCUGUUUCCAUUGCUUUAUUUUCCCACAUGAUUUUAGGGAAGGGAAUAUCUUGGCAUUGGCUUCUAUAGUGCAUUCUAUGCACUAUAGAUGCUUGAGGAUUCGUCCCUGGUUUUCAACAAACAGGUGGCUGCUUGAGAGACCUAUAAUCCAAGCCUUCCCAAACCUCUAUGCACUGGUAAUUGAUUACAAUGAAACAGUUAUGGAUGAUGUUUCUUUGUCCAACCAAUGAGUUGUGAGGAAUGUAGCGCUACACUAGGGCAUACAGAACGAAAUUGCAGCCCUUGAGAUACUCCGACAAAGCGAAAUUCAGCCUUGGUGUGAAAAUCUGGUAAUCUAGGAGCCGGAGUCUCACAGUGUGUUCUUGCUAAAGUCAUUUAAUCACAUGCUUACAUGUUCCAACUCCCCAUAUUAACUGGUUACUAUUUUUGGACCUCUCCUAGUUCUCGCAUGUUACGAGUGUUUCCUGGCUUGCAGAACAAGGUAAGGUCCUUGCCAUUGGACCACCUAAGAUGUAGAUGGGCAUGUAAUACAAAUGUUUAUCUUUUGUUCAAGCGAGACAGAGGUAGCAUUUGAUCACUUUAUCUGCAGUUUCCUUGGGAAAAUUUUUGCUGUUGACUUUCUCUGCUGUUCCCAUACUGGAGAAAACUACAGUGUAGGUGAAAACGUGACUUUCCUAAGUUUAUGCGGUUAUCAAAUGCCACUAGAGUCGAUAAGCAUUUGUUCGUUCA
Molecule: messenger RNA, 3548 nt
Organism: Amborella trichopoda
Lineage: Eukaryota; Viridiplantae; Streptophyta; Magnoliopsida; Amborellales; Amborellaceae
Product: CCCH-type zinc finger family protein
Biological process (GO): negative regulation of DNA-templated transcription
Cellular component (GO): nucleus
Molecular function (GO): RNA binding; metal ion binding
Source: RefSeq, a predicted model, not a curated record